UUGGGUCGGAGAACUUGUUCUGGUGGGAAGAAAAUGAAAUGUAAUCUUCAGUACAGGAUCUUUCGUUCUCACCUUCAGAGAUCUUAGUCCAGAACAUUGUCAAGAAAACUAUUGCACUGGGUCUCGGAAACUUUUACGGACUCCAAGAGCUGAAAUAUGAUUAUAAAGCACCCAGUCCUACUGGGUUUCUUUUGGUCAUUCUUGAUCCAAUCUUUGAGUGGCCAACCUCAGAUAAGCAGUCAAGAAACCAACAAAGUGUAUGCCUACUCGUACCACUUCUUACACAAUGGUACAACCAAUUCCAAAGACAUUUUAAGAACUGUCCUUGGCGUAGACCCAGAUUUUCAAAAUGAUCCACCGGCUGGGCAGAGUAUUGUGAAGACAUUUUCCAGUCCAAACAUACGCGGAUUUUUUACUAAAGGUGUUCUGCCAGCCGGUCCCAUAUCCCAGAGUUACAACAGUGGAUUUGGAUCACGUCGAAAUACCAACUCGGCCAUUGAGAACAUCAGAAAAGUAGUAGAGGCAAACCUUCAACCUCCAACCAACAUUGCCACAGGACUGUUGCCUCCCAUCUCUCCUGAUAUCGCAAGUGAAUUUCCUGGUGAUUUUAAUAAUGUAAAUGAUAUUGGUUUGAACUUUCAAAAACAGGAUGAUUUCCCAAAAAUUCCACCACCACCACCACCUCUCCCUCCUUUCCAGAAUCAGGACAAUUUCCCGAAAUCUCCCCAAAUCCAACCAAUAAUCCAAAAUGACUUUCCUAAGAUUCCAGACCCUGUUAUUAAUAACAAUGGAGUUUCUAACGUUGAGACUUUCUCGAGAAAUACUCCAGAUGGCGGAAAAAUAGAAGGAAAAGUCGAAACAUUUUCAUACAAUCCUCCACCUGUAAUUAACACUAAUUCUAAUCACCAAGAAAAUGCACAAGGCUUCCGUCGUCAUGAAAAUGUUGUCAACAAUAAUAAUCAAGUUACAGGACAUCGUACUCAGUCGUACUUUAGACAGUCUUACAGAACCGUUACUCCCAAUUUGGAUUCCAAUAUCGCGCCUCAAAAUAACAGAAUCGAUAACAAUAUAGGAAAUGGAAAUACUAACAAUCAGUGGUGGAAUGCUCUGAACGUUCUGGGCGGGAACAACAACAACAACAAUAAUCUUAAUAAGCCUAAUAACAGACUGGGGCAGGAGAUUGCCAAUAACAUUAAUCAGAUUAAACAGAAUCUUAACAAUGAAAUGAAUAGGCAGUUUGGAAAUAGACUUUCUAACAUCAAUAAUAACAGACAGAUAAAUGCUAUACAGAAUAAUAACAGAGGCUAUAAUAAUCAAAAUAAUAAUUUAAAUCUAAGAAAUCAACAAUAUUCAAACAUUGCUUUUAACCAAAGAAUCGAUUCUUUCAGAAAUCCUCUUAAUACCAAUAAUAUUUAUCCUAAUAAUAAUGCCAACAAUAAUCAAAACAAUGUGAAUAACCAAUAUAACAACAAUCAAGUACCUAAUGCACCAUUUAACAAUCAGAGGAGAAACAAUGUCAUUUCUAACAACCAAGCAGGCAAUGUGAGACUCGGCAAUUCAAACAAUCUAAACAAUAAUUUUCAAAAUGAUGAUACGGCUAAGAGAGUUCUUAACAUAAUUAAUGAUGUUAAUGCACAAUUAAACAAUCUGAAUAAUAAUGCGGGUGCACCAAACAACAAUUUUAGAUUGACAUGGGACGAUGACGUAACACCAAAUUUCAACAGUGACUGGAGCAGACGUCAAUCUGUAGGCAAUAGUAGGCCCUUUUCAAAUGCACAUUCUGGUCCCUUAAGUAAUCAAGCUGGUCCAAAACAUAAUGAAAUUCUUAAAUCUACGGUCGGCCUGCUAGGCAACAGAGAUUAUCCUCCAAUUCCUGGGAUAGGAGAUCAGGGAGGCAAUUACAGGAACUCUGGAGGUGGUGGUGUUGAGAAGUUUUUUGGCUUCGACAGGACUGCCGAAGGUCCAAAUUCUUUCAGCAGAAAUCAGCAAAGGGGAUACGAGAGAAAUUUCCACGUGAAUUCCAACAGUGGAUAUCAGCAUAACAACCAAUGGUCUACCAACACUGUGCGACGGCUCGAUGCGCAGAGUUCAAAAGCAGAUUUCAGCAAAGAUUUUAUCGAUGUAUUCAGAGAUGACUUCUGAUUCACCUUCAUCAUUUGUGCUCAGUGCAAUAGGCGAACAUUGAGUUUAAAGUGAUAUUAUACAUAAAAUAGUUUGUGUAAGAAGCCAUUAUAGAAUCGUUUGACGAUUGCCAUCCGUCGUCAAGCCAAUAUUCCAUUGGCCAUGCUUAUUUGUGUUUAAAAAUUUCAUAAUUUUAAUAAUUCAUUUUAUUAUAGAGUGGUAUUGCCAUAAUAUCAAAAAAGUUUUGGAAAUGUUUGUUCCGAUGUUUAGUGGCAUCACUGAAAUAAAUUGUGCCAAGAUAUGUUCUUAAGAUAUAAUUUUGUUUCAUGUAUUCUACUGAAAUUUGAAUUUUAUUUUACGCUUAUUUUUAAUUAUUCAGUUUAUUUAUAUUAAAAUUUUAUAUCAAAGCAGCCAUUUAGAAACUAUGAUAUCAUUAAAUAGAAACAUGUGCAUGUAUACAUGAUAAGAUAUCAUCUUUCUUUCUUUCUACCUUUUUCAAUCUUAAUACAUCGUUAAUAAUUGAAGAUGUUUGAAAUAAAACAAAAGCCUUAAUUUAGUUUAAAAUCCUUUACUGAAAAGAUUAUUUUUGUUUGUAAUCUAGUAAAUUUUUUUGAAGAGCACACCUAUUCUUUUUGCUAAAACUUUUAUGUUAAAUUUUUUUCUAUUUACAGAAACCUGUAGAGCUAUCCUUAAUCUUUAAUUUCCGAAAUUUUAGAAUAUGAUUCUUUAUUUCAUAAAGUGAUUCAUUUCAAUUUGAACCAGCAAAUAUUUUUCAAAAACAGAUUUUCCUGAAAAAUCCAAAAUCGACUAAACGUUUGUUUCAUGAAUGCAUGAUUUAUUUAUAAAUAGCUCUUCUUUAAACAAGAUUGCUUAUUAAAAUUCAUGUUUGCUACUUAAACUGUCAUCACAUCACCGAACACCAUGACUAAUAGUUCCUUUCGGCAGGAUAAGCCACGUACUUCAGCCUACGAGAUUCUGAAUUUCAGGCCGUCAAAGCUGACCUCUUGGGUGAGUCUUCAGCUAAAUGGUGAAGGUUGAUCUCUUUUAAUAAGCAAAUAAGGUGUAGGUGUUGGGUUUUUCUUGUCAUUUGUCGACGUCCUUCAUAUCUCCAUGAUUCACUUGUAUUGGUUUUUGUAAAUCGGCUGAUAUUCAUUUCUGUAUAUUUAUACGAAUGUCUUCCUUUGUGCGAAUAUAUAAUGUUGAAUAAAUACUCUAUUUUUUACUUUGUC
Argiope bruennichi is the source of this 3350-nucleotide messenger RNA. Its product is annotated as GATA zinc finger domain-containing protein 14-like. The transcript has 2 exons. The record is from RefSeq and is a predicted model, not a curated record. Bases 157 to 2142 code for a protein of 661 amino acids. NCBI's taxonomy places the organism in Eukaryota, Metazoa, Arthropoda, Arachnida, Araneae, Araneidae.